AGCCCUACUACGUGCAGAGCGCGGGGUACUGGAGAGGAGUGGAUGGUGGGGAGGGGGAACGAGUGCUCGGUACCACUGCUGGAGGACUGUGACGCCUUUGCGCACACAAAGGAUCGAGUCGACUGCGUGGGUGAACACCGGGCUGUGAAAGGGCGUGCAGAGAAGCCAGAAGCUCUGUUCAGACUAUGACAGAAGUGCAAGGCGAGAGGAGAGGGUAAUAUGCUUGGGAGCUCCAGGCGCGGGCGUGGGCAGGGUGCAAGUGUGCGGCGGGCACGGUGGUGGUGUGUAUGCGGACUAACCUCUGGGACAAGUGUGAGUAGGCUGCUGGGCAGACUCGUGCGGCGAGCAAGCAGCGGACACGUAGGCGGUGCGUUGAAGAGGUCGGUUGGGCAGUGGGUGUUGAGCACGAGGAGGGUGCUGGGUACGGCGGGCUCCAGGCACACAAAAGCCGACGAUGCAGGCGAGUCUCUGGUGCAGGCAAACAACGACGGGGGGCGACUGAGGCGGCGUCUCGAGGGUCGUAGGCGACGAGCUCAAGGCAGACCGAGGGCCAGAGUGGACAAUAUUGACCGUCGUGUGUGCGAAGGGUGCAAGCGUAGGUGGAGGGGAAGGGUCACUGUCAAGCGCGAAUUUUUCUUUAGUUUAGAGGUGGUGGCUCCGACAGCCCGCUCCGGCAACUUCAUCACACACACAACCUGCGCGCCCGAGGAAGAGGAACGUGCUGCAGAGUGUCUAAUCCAAGACGUGCAGGCCUGCCGCCUAGCCUCUAUGCUGUCUGCCCUCGCCGUCGCCCUGCUUCUCGUUGCAAUGGCCCAAUAUCACUUGCUCCGACGCGCAUCCGGCAUGCCCUGAUGACGUCUCGUGCACCCCUCGCUGGAAUGGCUGCCUAUACAUACUACACACUACAUACUACAUACACCACCAUAGCCACGACCUCUCUUGCAGCUCCAGAGCCCAACCACCCCUACUGCCCACGGCACCCGAACUCCCC
Cucurbitaria berberidis CBS 394.84 is the source of this 991-nucleotide messenger RNA. RefSeq lists its product as uncharacterized. The transcript has a single exon. The coding region runs from base 220 to 852 and encodes 210 amino acids. The record is from RefSeq and is a predicted model, not a curated record. NCBI's taxonomy places the organism in Eukaryota, Fungi, Ascomycota, Dothideomycetes, Pleosporales, Cucurbitariaceae.